GGUAUGACAGGAGAAAGUGUCACCAUUCGUGUUGAAAACAUAGUAAUCAGCAGGGUAGGGGGUCCUGCACUAUGGCAACCAGUCUGUAAACUAACAUGGCGGACGAAGCUAAACAGGAGGAAGCAGUAAAUACUGAGGACCCGGCACCAGCAGACACACCAGCAGUUCCAGAGGACCAGGCAGCAGCAGAGGCACCUGCACAGCCUGAUGGGACACCUCCAAAUGAAGAUGCACCAGCUGCAAUAGGAGAAACACCUGCAGAAGGGGAGGUGGCAACAGAUGGAACAGCCGCUGAUGGAGAUGACGCUGGGACAGAGACUACUGCACCUGAACCUGGGGCAGAGACUACUGCACCUGAACCUGGGGCAGAGACUACUGCACCUGAACCUGGGACAGAGACUACUGCACCUGAAUCUGGGGCAGAGACUACUGCACCUGAACCUGGGGCAGAGACUGCAGCACCUGAACUUGGGACAGAGACUACAGCACCUGAAGCUGAGGCUUCAGCACCCGAGACAGAUGUAGCAGCGGGUGAAACUGGGGAGGGUGCAGGGCAGGAGGCAGCAGAGCCUCCAGCUGAGCAGACAGAUGGAGAGGCCCAGCCUGUUGCAGCCUCUGCCGAGGGAACAGGUGAAACACAGCUGGAUGGUGGGGGAAAUGCUGCUGCUGCAGAAGGAAAGGCUGAGGAGGAUGGUGAAAAGAAAGCCCAGUCACCCAUACCUCAGAGUGAUACCUUUGUGGAAGGUGAGGCUGAAGAGCCCCCCGUGCUGGUCAGUGAGAAGUUAUCAAGAGAAGGGAGUCCUGUGGACCAACAGAAGGUAGUGGAGACACCUGUACCACUGGAGCCAGGCACACCUGAGAGGCCAGCCUCUCCUGUAUUCGAGGGAGAGAUGGAGGAUGGGGAGAUAGGGGAUGAAGAGGAGGAGGAGGAGGAACUGGAGCCAGAGUUUGACAGAGAUGAACUAGUGGAAAAAUACCAGGCUGCCUUGGCUGUGAGAGAGCGGUUACACCAGCAGAGUGCACAGCUUCAGCAUAAACUAGCUGAGUACUUCAGGAAAAAAAAGACUGAUGAGAGCAGACAAGACAUGGACAAAAAUGUCACGGACCAGGAGCAGAGAUACCUUAAAUACAUGUCUAACCUGGAGGAGCUGCAUCAUCAGGAGGUUGUAGAGCAGGACCUGUACCAGCAGCAGAUAGAGGACCUGUUAGAGCGGCGCCAGGACAAGGAGAGAAAGGCUGUGGAGGAGUGGGAGCGAUAUCAGGCCUUCAAGAGAGAAGUGGCUCUCACGGCUGUUAACAGCAGGUCGGGAAAGCCUGUUGCUCCCAAGGAUAUCGAGCAGAUCCAGUUGAAUGAAACAAAGAAAGAGCAGGAGGUGGCAGCUGUGCGGCUGGAGAACAUCAAGCUGAAGAACCAACUGAAGAAAAGAGAACUGCAACUCAAACAGAAGGAGGAGUUGGCAGAGGGGCUGCACCUCAUCGAUUUUGAACAACUCAAAAUUGAAAACCAAACCUACAAUGAGAAAAUAGAAGAGAGGAACGAGGAGCUCCUUAAGCUGCGGAAGAAGAUCACAAGCACGGUGCAGGUGUUGACACACCUGAAGGAGAAGCUGCAAUUUGUGCAGGCAGAGAACCAUGUGCAGAAAGGCAAGCUGCGGGAGGUGGAGGAACUUGUUGCCAAGAAAAGAGACAUUUUGUCAAGAACCAAGCAGGCAAGAGAUGCCCUGCGCAUUGACAACAUGAGGCUGCGUCAGAAGUCAGGAUUGCUGGGGAACGAACCCCUCCUGCGGGAUUAUGAGGAGAGGAGGGAUGAAGGGGACGGCCUGAAGUUCAGACUAGAAAGUCUGAAGAUGAAACAUACAGAGCUGACAAUGGACCUUAAUGGAGUAAAGAGGAAGAUUGACCAAGUUCGUUCAACAAGAAUGUAAUCAACAGGAUGCUACAAUAACAUAGCUAAGCAUGUUUGUUACUGUACUUUCUGUAGACACAAAACAUUGUAACAUUGUACAUAUCUUAGGGGUCAGGGUCACUUUGAAAAAUCAUGCCGAGCCACAGUUGCAGUGCUUCACUGAAGUGUGAAGUUCACUCAGUAUCUUCCACAAUCUGAGCAAAUGUUAACAUUAAGGAAAGUGUCAUGUGAAAUAAAGGUGGCUACAAAUUAGAAUGGGUACAUUGUACCUUCCAGUAUGAACAUUAAGCUAAUAGCCAUUUGAGCAUCCACUGAGGUCCACAUGGACCCCAAAUGAAGAUGAAUCAUAAAAUUCUAUGAAAGCCAGUUAUAUUUUGUAUCUGCAUAGUGUGGAGUGACAACCUAUAUGCACGUUUACAGAAUCUGCGUUCCCAUGCAUGUGCAGCAAUAGGAAUUGUGGGUAUUAUGUCAAAGGUUUAGGCCCCUGGACAUUGUUGUACAAAUCAAGCCAAUGGUCAAGACAAGAUCUAUUGAGUUUGACAUGACCAACAAUUUCUGUUGCUGCAAGCGGAACGGUGAACAUGCUUAUUUGGUGAAAAAAUAUCUACAGCAGAUUUUGUACCACUGAAGAUAUUACUGGGACCCCCAAUAAUAACAUAGUACAUGAAUGAGGAAUACAUGUCCUAUAGUGGUCCUGCACUUAUUGGUAUCAAAUCUAGCAUAUCUAGUUAAUUAAGCAUUUUGAGUAUACAUGUGUAUGUCACCCUUUGUACUCUAUCGAAUGCAAAAUGUAUAAUUCAACCAUUAGCAUGGCAAGUUCCAGGUUGUGCUGUUUGAGCCUGAAUUAGCAUCGCUUAUGUUUGCUGUUGUUCGAUGUGAAUUAUCUUCCAACUGUCGCAGGUAUCAAAUUCCUGUCAUUUAGUGAUUUACUACUAUGGAAUCAGAACAUGGCAAAGGUAAGAAUACAUGUAUUGAGGGGUGUUGCAUGUUGACAUGUGAAACUUAAUUAUACAUUUAUUCAACUGGAACUCCAAACAUCAUAUAUAUAGUAACUAAUCUAUGAUCUAUGAAGUAUAAAGCAGCCAAGUACUGGUUUUCUGCCUUCAUUUACUGUUAAUUUCAAAUAUUUGCAGAUGUUUAUGUUUGCAUUUUUCAUGGUGACCUCUCCACAAAAACAUUGCAAACACAGGUUUUCUGUCUGUAAUGCACCUCUGACUUAUUUAGUACCAGUUACCGUAUAUCCAUUUGUAUACAGUGAAUAUACAAAGUUUAUUUUUGCUUGGGUUUUCUAUAAAAUGUGUGAACUCAGCUUUUAAUCUUAAUCUUAAUACAUAAAAUCUUUGGACAGAAAAUCCCAAAAAUCCAAAGGAACAAAAUGAAAAAAAAAA
Branchiostoma floridae (Florida lancelet) is the source of this 3294-nucleotide messenger RNA. RefSeq names its product coiled-coil domain-containing protein 96-like. Gene Ontology annotation, biological process: cilium assembly. The record is from RefSeq and is a predicted model, not a curated record. The coding region runs from base 96 to 1925 and encodes 609 amino acids. Gene Ontology annotation, cellular component: ciliary basal body; axoneme. NCBI's taxonomy places the organism in Eukaryota, Metazoa, Chordata, Leptocardii, Amphioxiformes, Branchiostomatidae. The transcript has 13 exons.